This is a messenger RNA of Heterostelium album PN500, 1404 nucleotides long. It is a transcript of the gene gxcY, whose product is annotated as pleckstrin domain-containing protein. Bases 1 to 1404 code for a protein of 467 amino acids. Gene Ontology annotation, molecular function: guanyl-nucleotide exchange factor activity; protein binding. The transcript has 6 exons. The record is from RefSeq and is a predicted model, not a curated record. NCBI's taxonomy places the organism in Eukaryota, Evosea, Eumycetozoa, Acytosteliales, Acytosteliaceae.
AUGGAGAGACUGAGAAGCUGUGCAGAAAAGUUAUCGUCAACGGAUGUCUCAGUACAAGAGCAUUCCCUAAGGUAUUUGAUUAAUGGAUCAACAGAGAGUUCUGUUCAAACCACUAUUUUCGAUUUGGUUGGAUCAAAGAAAUUGAAAGAACUCUUACAGUCCAACAAUGAAGUAAUACAGAUGUUAUCAACUUGGCUAUUAAGUCAUUUAUGUUUGAAUCAUCAUAAUAGCAUGGAAGUUAUAAAAUCGGAAUAUAAUUUAGUAGAUAGUUUAAUAGAGUUAUUGCAGAAUGAUAAUCAAGAUGUUAUUGAAAAGUCGUUGUGGGUAUUGACCAAUUUGACACUGUGUGCCGAACACUCUUAUCUUUUGGUUGAGCAUGGCGUCGUUCAUUCACUGAUAAACAACUUUCUCAAGAAAUCGAAUCACUCCCUCAUCAUACUGGCUUGUCAGCCUCUGAGAAAUCUAAUGCACAAAGAUACCUGUGCAGAAUACCUAGAUAAUCAAAAGACUUUCUGUCAUAGUGGAACCAUAACAAACAUCACCAAACUCCUAUCAUCUCGAUAUCCAACGCCAUCCAACGAUUUAAUUUUAUCACUUAGUUCAAUUAUUCAUGUUUUAACAAUAUAUCAUCCAUUAAUAAGAAGAAUUAUAUCGAUAUCAGGUGUUUUAUAUCAAUUAAUAUCAUUUUUAUCGUCACCAUCUUCACCUCUGGUGGUAAAAGAACAGGUUGUAAAGAUUCUGAUUAAUUUGUCGUUGACCGAGGAGACUGAGAAGCCGAUUCUCGAUAGUGGCGCUAUUAUGCCUUUGAUUGACAGUGUGGCAUCGGUGAGUUCACCGCUCUCUUUGAAAGCACUCUCUAUUAGCUGUCUGGCGAAUCUCACUGCCAACGAGGAUAUUCGUCGGGUGUUGCGUUCCAAAGUCUAUUACAAUCCGUUGGUGGUCGCACCUUCCAAUCCACCAAUACUGUCAGAGGAGUUGGUAGAAGCAAUCUUUUCAAACAUCGAUCAAAUAUUCAGAGUCAACUGUGAAUUCCUCAAGAAGCUGCGGUCUAUUUCAUCGGCGAUAGAGGAAGCAGAUGUAAUGGAGCUGUCUCAAGCAUUCCAAUGGCUAUGGGAUCAACAAUACACAAUACCUGAAUAUAGAUUCUACAUCAAUGGAUUCAAUAGAGCAUUGGAUUUAAUUCAUGAGAAUCGUACAAAACUACCUAGAUUUAAAGAGUUUUUAGAUAAAUGUCAAUUUUCAGAUCAAUGUAAAAGUGAAACAUUGGAAUCAUAUUUAAUUAGACCAGAGGAGAAAGACGAUUGGAUCAAAGAGAUAAGAGAUGCCUCCAACUCUACCAAAAAGGCAAAUCUUCAAAAGGUUUUAAAUUCAAAAUCACCUUCCAACACAAAAGAUCAUCUAUAG